GCUAAUAUGAUUACAUAAAUCUUUAAUGUGAGUAAAAUAUUUCUUGUACGAAGAGAAACUACGUAAAUAAUUUCCAGUUUCCACACAUAAGACAUUAUUAUUUGUGCGAAGAGAAACUUCGUAAAGAGAGGAUGUUGAGUGAUCUCCAAUUGACGUCCAAUUGCAAAACAAAGAAAAAAAAAAAAGACAAAGUAAUGAAGUGCUAGCUUGAAAUUCCAGAAUGGAAUGGGUCCCCCAAGUCUUCAAUUCAAUAACCUAUCAAUUAUCUGUCACAAUUUAAGAUCUCCCAAUGCAAAUUGCAAUAUGCUUUAAUAAGAUAUUCAGUCUAUCCAACAACUCCAAUUCUAUACAUACAUAAAAAAAAAAAAAAACAAAUUUGCUCAAAAAGUUGGACCCUUUUUCCUACCUACCUGUCUGCAACAAAUGUCUUCAAUAUCAUUGCCUCCAACUUCAUCAUCAUGUCCUUCCUCAGAACCACAGAUUUGCAGAGAAUCUUUCAAGAGCUGGACAAAAAUGGUGAUGGGUUCAUAAGUGUUGAUCAGCUCCAGUGCCUUCUUGACAAAAUUGGUCAUUCUCAUGAUCAAACAAAAAGUGCUGAUGAACUCCAGAAAUUAUUUGGAGGGAAGCCACUUCUGGAUUCCAUUGAUUUUUACUUCUUCUAUAAAUAUGUGAUCCUCAACAAUGUCGUAGAAAAUGAAGGAUCCAAAUUGGAUGGUGAUGAAGGUGAUGAUGAUCUCAUGAAAGCUUUCAAGGUGUUUGAUUUGAAUGGUGAUGGAUUCAUAUCUUGUGAAGAAUUACAAAGUGUUUUGUUGAGGUUAGGCUUAUGGGAUCAGAAUAAUGGCCAAGAUUGUCAGAUCAUGAUUAACAUGUAUGACAAGAAUUCAGACGGUAUGCUUGAUUUUGAAGAAUUCAAGUUCAUGAUGUUGUUAUCAAAAUUUUAAUUAGCUAGGUUUCUCAGUUUUACUAUUUUAUUUUCAUAUAUCUUUGGGACAAAAUUAUUAUUAUGUAGAGCUAGGUGAUAAUUCCUAUUUUUUGUUUUUGUUUUUGUUUUUUUUUUUUUGGUAGUUGAAAUGUUUCACUUUCAUUUCAAUGUUGUUGUCAAUUAGUGCUUUUAUUCUUUUUGUUGGAGGGGUUCGAUAAAUUCAAUGUAUAAUUGCUAGUACAUAUAAAUACAAUUUCUUAAUAAUAAUUGCAUGAUCCUUCUA
Molecule: messenger RNA, 1205 nt
Organism: Oldenlandia corymbosa var. corymbosa
Lineage: Eukaryota; Viridiplantae; Streptophyta; Magnoliopsida; Gentianales; Rubiaceae
Source: the annotation of a GenBank genome assembly